Molecule: messenger RNA, 1346 nt
Organism: Cucurbita maxima (winter squash)
Lineage: Eukaryota; Viridiplantae; Streptophyta; Magnoliopsida; Cucurbitales; Cucurbitaceae
Product: OTU domain-containing protein DDB_G0284757
Exons: 10
Coding region: 328-1014 (228 amino acids)
Biological process (GO): protein deubiquitination
Molecular function (GO): cysteine-type deubiquitinase activity
Source: RefSeq, a predicted model, not a curated record
AAUAUAUAUAUAUAGGAGCCUUAUCCGAAUUUUGCAACUUUUUUCUUACUCCCAUUUUCUUCGAGCUUAAGCUUGGCUAAGCUGUGUCUUGGUGCCGGGAAAGGAUUGUCCAGAAACUGGAGGAUUUGAUCGUUCCAUUUUACGUUGCUAGAUUGAUGUCAAGUUGAAGGAUUUGUCGUGAUUUGAUUGUGAUAUAUUUUUUUUUCGAUAAUUCAUCGCCGGAGUUCGAGAUUGGAAGCUCAUUGAUUUUCUCUGCAGUAAAUCGGUUCGAUCUUACCUGAAUUGCUUCCGAUUUCAAUUUUAGGAACCAGUGGCUGUCAAGGUAAUAUGACUGAUAACUACAGCCACGGAAGUGUAAGCUCAAGCUCAAGUUUGAAUAGCAGCUUUCAGGAAACUGAGGAUGAUCGUACAUUUGCCAGAACCUCGGCAGAGGAAGAAAAAUUGAAGUUUGAUAACAAGCUCGGGAAGAGACUAUCCCAUCUGGAUUCCAUCCCUCAUACUCCUCGGGUUAAUGGGGAGAUACCAAACGUGAAUGAUGCAACCCUAGACCACGAACGGCUGUCAGGAAGACUGGCCACAUAUGGUUUAGCGGAGCUACAGAUAGAAGGUGACGGGAAUUGCCAGUUUCGAGCAUUAGCAGAUCAAUUAUUUCGAAAUCCUGAUUACCACAAGCAUGUAAGAAAGGCAGUCAUCAAACAGUUAAAGAAAUUCAGAAAACUAUAUGAAGGCUACGUUCCAAUGAAGUACAAAAGCUACCUCAAGAAGAUGAAAAAAUCAGGUGAAUGGGGAGAUCACGUUACUCUACAAGCAGCUGCGGACAGAUUUGAUGCAAAGAUCUGCUUAGUCACAUCUUUCCGAGACACCUGUUAUAUUGAGAUCCUUCCCAAAGACGAUAGUCCCAACAAAGAACUUUGGCUGAGCUUUUGGUGUGAAGUGCAUUAUAAUUCGUUGUAUGCCAGUGGAGAUCUUCCUACCAGAACACCUAGAAGAAGGCAUUGGCUUUCGAUUUUCUAGAGUAAUCAAACAGUAUCAUCACCACCCCGUUUCGACUUCCCCGACCGCCCACCGGUGUAUGGAAAUCUCGGAAAGUGGCUAACACGAAGAUGCCAUAUAGUUCUUCAAUACAAAAUGAUUGUUUUGUUACACUAUGGACAGAAAAGUAGCUCAGCAGACUCGUGGAACAGUAUAUAAAAGCUGUAAGCAUAGGUAUUUAUACACACAAACUAUAAAAGGUUAGGAAAUUUAUGCAUUCCAGAUUCUCUUAUUUGUUUAGUAUAGUUUUGUAAGAACAUUAUGGUUGAAUGUUUAGCUGUUCAUCGCUCAUGACAGUCAUUUUCUUGACAAGC